This is a messenger RNA of Echinops telfairi (small Madagascar hedgehog), 909 nucleotides long. Its product is annotated as hydroxycarboxylic acid receptor 2-like. The record is from RefSeq and is a predicted model, not a curated record. Gene Ontology annotation, biological process: G protein-coupled receptor signaling pathway. NCBI's taxonomy places the organism in Eukaryota, Metazoa, Chordata, Mammalia, Afrosoricida, Tenrecidae. Gene Ontology annotation, molecular function: G protein-coupled receptor activity. The transcript has 2 exons. Gene Ontology annotation, cellular component: membrane.
AUGGACCGGGGCGCUCUGUGGAGGAGCGGCGAGUCCCUGCAGGUGGACCACAAGAACUGCUGUGUCUUCCGGGAUGAAUUCAUUGCCACCGUGCUGCCGCCGGUGCUGGCACUGGAGUUCGUGUUCGGGCUGCUGGGCAAUGGCCUGGCUCUGUGGAUCUUUUGCUUCCACCUCAAGCCCUGGAAGCCCAGCCAGGUAUUCCUCUUCAACCUGGCCUUGGCCGACUUUCUCCUCAUCAUCUGCCUCCCUUUCCUGACGGACAAUUACGUGAGGAAGUGGGACUGGAAGUUCGGGGACAUCCCCUGCCGGCUGAUGCUCUUCAUGCUGGCCAUGAACCGCCAGGGCAGCAUCAUCUUCCUCACGGUGGUGGCCGUGGACAGGUAUUUCCGGGUGGUCCAUCCCCACCACGCUCUCAACAAGAUCUCCAAUGCCAAGAUCAAGAGAGCCAUCCGCUUCCUCCUGGUGGUGGCCAUCGUCUUCAUCAUCUGCUUCCUGCCCAGCGUGGCCGUGAGGAUUGGCAUUUUCUGGCUCCUGCACACAGUGGGGAUACAGGAUUGCAGCCCCUAUCGCUCAAUCGACUUGGCGUUUUUCAUGACCCUCAGCUUCACCUACAUGAACAGCAUGCUGGACCCCCUGGUGUACUACUUCUCCAGCCCCUCCUUCCCUAGCUUCUUCUCCACCGUGCUGAGCCGCUGCCGCCGGAAAAAAGGACGGGCGGAACCAGACAAUAACCGGAGUACAAGCUUGGAGCUCACAGAAGAUAACAUCUCCACAAGGAAUGCUCCGGAAGCACUAAUGGCCAACUCUAGUGAGCCAUGGAGCCCCCAUUAACUGACCCCAACUCAUCCUGGAAGCAACGUCACCAAGAACCACGCUCCACAAGCACGGCUUCGCUGCUGUGCAGAAUGA